Molecule: messenger RNA, 1059 nt
Organism: Verticillium dahliae VdLs.17
Lineage: Eukaryota; Fungi; Ascomycota; Sordariomycetes; Glomerellales; Plectosphaerellaceae
Exons: 2
Coding region: 1-1059 (352 amino acids)
Source: RefSeq, a predicted model, not a curated record
AUGCUGUUCACUACUUUACUUUGCUUUGCUGGCUUCGCAGCCGCUGCCAACAACAAUGCUCCCGUCGCUGUUGAUGAGGAUGGCAAAGUCACCGACGUGACGGAAGCUGUCAUCGUCCACAACGGAGCCAAGUCUGUCGUCCUCGCCAUCUGGGAGAAGGACUUGACCACAGGUCGGACCUCUACUGGCCUCUGGGACGCCGAAUUCGCCAACCUUCUACAAUACGACUGUAGCAACCGUGUCUCGGCUGUUGCCUUUGGCAUAGAGGUUGAGUUCAACGCCAACGACAAGGGUGCCGGCAGUGUCACCGUCAAUGGCGUCGAGCACCCCAUCGCCGCUGGCGUUGAUGCCGCCGCAGGAAUCAGCUGUUCAAGGAUCUACAGUCACCAGCAGGCAUCUGCGGAGUGCUACAUCCCACUUGAACAAAUCGUUCAGACUCGCGACCUGCCAGGUCUUGAGGGCAAUAGCACAGUCGAGUGCUACCCGGACGGUAUUGGCCUCGACCCCUCGCUGCUCAUUGGUGUUUCCUGGGACGCCGAGGAGGAACUUGCGGCCGACCUUACCUCCGAUAUCUUUGACGCUGAUGUUGAAGAGAGCAACCCAAAGGGAAGACAGGGGCCCUCCAUUGAGCGUCGCCAGCUGGAUAGGGCCCGACCACACCCGAACCCGGUGCCCUACAGCACUGGUAAAGAAACUUCUUAUUCAGUGACUCAUACUGCCACCUUCAACUUUGCAGGGCUCGGUAGGCUAGAGUGGAUCUCUGGUGGCUACUCCGUGUCUUAUACAUGGGGACAAUCCAAGAUCUACAACUGCGAGGGUGAACGUGGGGACAUUAUCUGUCUGAAGCAUCGGCGGUAUUUCCAAGGCUACCGUGCUGAGCUCAUGAGGCACGAUUUCUGGGGCAGGCCUUAUGAAAAGGUUAGGGACGUCUGGAUCCGAUCGCCAGUCCAGGCAGAAUCCCACAACGGCGAUGGACACUACUGUGUCGUCAACGGUUGCCACGGCGAAGGUAAUACUCACUGGCAACAUGUGGGACCUGGCCUCCUCAAAGUCGCUUAA